AAAAUCGUCAUUUUGAAGUGUCAUCUUCUCUUAUUGUACGCAACAACAACGAACCAUUUCUCAAUUGGAUUGUGACAUGUGAUGAAAAGUGGAUUUUAUAUGACAACCAGCGAUGACAAGCUCAGUGGUUGGAAUGAGAAGUUCCAAAGCACUUCCGAAAGCCAGAGUUGACCAAGAAAAGGUCAUGGUCACUGUUUCCUGGUCUGCUGCUGGUCUGAUCCACUACAGCUUUCUGAAUCCUGGUGAAACCACUACAUUUGAGAAGCAUGCUCAGCAAAUGGAAGAGAUGCACCAAAGACUGCAACCCCUACAGCCAGCAUUGGUCAACAGAAAGGGCCCAAUUCUUCUCCAUGACGAUGCCCAACCACACAUUGCACAACCAACACCUCAAAAGUUCAACAAAUUGGGCUACGAAGUCUUGCCUCAUCCACCAUAUUCACCUGACCUCUCGCCAACCGACUACCACUUCUUCAAGCAUCUGGACAACUUUUUGCAAGGAAAAUGCUUCCACAACCAGCAGGAUGCAGAAAAUGCUUUCCAAGAGUUUGUCGAAUCCCGAAUCAUGGAUUUUUACACUACAGGAAUAAACAAGCUUAUUUCUUGUUGGCAAAAAUGUGUUGAUUGUAUUGGUUCCUAUUUUGAUUAAUAAAGAUGUGUGUGAGCCUAGUUAUAAUGAUUUAAAAUUCACAGUCUGAAACUGCAAUUACUUUUGCACCAACCCAAUAU
Lemur catta (Ring-tailed lemur) is the source of this 726-nucleotide messenger RNA. Its product is annotated as histone-lysine N-methyltransferase SETMAR-like. Bases 113 to 646 code for a protein of 177 amino acids. The record is from RefSeq and is a predicted model, not a curated record. NCBI's taxonomy places the organism in Eukaryota, Metazoa, Chordata, Mammalia, Primates, Lemuridae. The transcript has a single exon. Gene Ontology annotation, molecular function: nucleic acid binding.